GUUUACUUGCUCCCACACAUUGUAUUAGUACUACUGAAAUAUACUGCACUCGGUAUGACUCAGCCAUAUCUCACAGCACAACAAUUGAUACAAUUGAAAAAAAAGGAAAAUUAUGUCACAUGCAACACAUUUGCCAAUUUCGCCCGACAGCUUCUCUGCCAUAAAUCCGGUUUCAUUGAGCCACCCGGCACAGGAUAUCAGCACAAUGGGAUUCUUGUUCACGGGGCGACAUGAUUGGCCAGGAGAAAGAUUUAAAGCGUAGAUUUCCAGUGACUGUGAGGGGCACCAGACAAAUAAAUACCCCGAAUCCACCGUGAGAGAGACGACCAGCUCAGACCGGAGGUUUGCUUAAGAAUUUUCUCUGUGUUGCUCCACAACGAAAAGGAAACAUGGUCAGCCGAUUUGAGCACCCAGCUGGUGGCUACAAGAAGAUGUUUGAGACGUGCGAGGAGCUGUCUGAGCCUGUUCCAGCGACAGUCAUAGGUAGGAUUCCUUCAUUUCUGAAGGGAAGUCUUCUCCGUUUAGGACCUGGGCUUUUUGAGGUUGGAGACGAACCUUUCUACCACCUCUUCGAUGGCCAGGCCCUCAUGCACAAAUUCGACUUCAAAAACGGACAAGUCACCUACUACCGAAAGUAUCUUAAAACAGAUGCCUACGUGAGAGCCAUCACAGAGAAACGCGUGGUGAUCACUGAGUUUGGUACCUUUGCGUACCCCGAUCCCUGCAAAAACAUUUUCUCCAGGUUUUUCUCUUACUUCAAGGGCGUCGAGGUCACAGACAACUGCCUGGUGAACGUUUACCCCAUCGGUGAGGAUUACUACGCUGUGACAGAAACCAACUACCUCACUAAAGUAAACACGGACACCUUGGAGACGCUGAAGAAGGUCGACAUGUGUAACUAUGUGAACAUCAACGGAGUGACAGCCCACCCUCACAUCGAGAGAGACGGAACGGUGUACAACAUCGGAAACUGCAUGGGGAAGGGAGCGACGCUGGCCUACAACAUCGUCAGGGUUCCACCCACGCAGAAAGAUAAGUCUGAUCCCAUUGAGAAGUCCAAGGUGGUGGUGCAGUUCCCCAGUUAUGAGAGGUUCAAGCCCGCCUACGUGCACAGCUUCGGCAUGUCAGAGAACUACUUCGUCUUCGUGGAGACCCCGGUGAAAAUCAACCUGCUGAAGUUCCUGAGCGCUUGGAGCAUCCGAGGCUCAAACUACAUGGACUGCUUUGAGUCCAAUGAGAGCCAAGGGACCUUGUUUCACAUUGCCAGGAAAGAACCCGGAGAGUACAUUGAUCACAAGUACAAAGGGGCGGCCAUUGGCAUGUUUCAUCACAUCAACACCUAUGAGGACCAGGGCUUCAUCGUUGUUGACCUCUGUGGAUGGAAAGGUUUCGAGUUUGUUUACAACUACCUCUGGUUGGCCAACCUGAGAGCCAACUGGGAGGAGGUGAAGAAGGCGGCCAUGAUGGCGCCACAGCCGGAGGUCCGCAGAUAUGUGAUUCCCCUGGACAUCCACAAGGAGGAGCAGGGGAAGAACCUCGUCAGCCUGCCGUACACCACAGCCACAGCCACGAUGCACGCCGAUGGGACCAUCUGGCUGGAGCCGGAGGUGCUCUUCUCCGGGCCUCGCCAAGCGUUUGAGUUCCCGCAGAUCAACUACAAGAAGUACGGAGGAAAGAAUUACACGUACGCUUACGGCUUGGGCCUCAACCAUUUCAUCCCAGACAGGAUCUGCAAGUUGAAUGUGAAGACCAAGGAGACCUGGGUGUGGCAAGAGCCGGACUCCUACCCCUCAGAGCCCCUGUUUGUCCAAACCCCCGAUGGGAUAGACGAAGACGACGGAGUGCUGCUGACCAUCGUGGUGUCUCCGGGCUCCCAGAGGCCGGGAUACCUCCUCAUCCUCAACGCCAAGGACAUGUCGGAGAUCGCCAGGGCAGAAGUGGAUUGCCCCAUGCCGGUCACUUUCCAUGGGAUGUACAAACCCUAAACUCUGCUUUUCUCAGGGUGGCAGCGGCAGCCAUGACGACGUGGAGGCCAAAAAAUGUCACUAAAUGUUUGCAGUUGACCCGGGUUGCUAAGAACAUAUGUAGUGUGAAUUUGUGUGGCGCUUUGAUUGUAGUUGCUGGAGGUUCUCAAGUCUCUAAACCUGCAUUUUCAGCAUUGGUUUAAUAAAUAAAAAUAAUAAUUUCAAAAUCAGAAGCUGUGUUUGUGAUCUCCUCUGUCGUAGUGUGCUUAUUACGGGGUAGCACAGUGAUAGAACGUUGGUUGUUAACACGAAUGAUAAAUUGCUUUCGUUUUUGGAGAUUAAAAUAACCUGAUCUACA
Gasterosteus aculeatus aculeatus (three-spined stickleback) is the source of this 2322-nucleotide messenger RNA. It is a transcript of the gene rpe65a, whose product is annotated as retinoid isomerohydrolase RPE65 a. Gene Ontology annotation, molecular function: all-trans-retinyl-ester hydrolase, 11-cis retinol forming activity; retinol isomerase activity; beta-carotene 15,15'-dioxygenase activity. Gene Ontology annotation, biological process: zeaxanthin biosynthetic process; retinal metabolic process. The record is from RefSeq and is a predicted model, not a curated record. NCBI's taxonomy places the organism in Eukaryota, Metazoa, Chordata, Actinopteri, Perciformes, Gasterosteidae.